ACAAAGCUUUCCUGUCUUGACAUAUUUCAAGAUGUUAACAUAUUGCAACUAGUUCAUUGAUUUAUUUUUUUUAUCGACCUCGGUAUGUUAAUUUUGCGAUAUUCCGGAAAUUCAAGGGCAGAUAACUGUAGAAACUGUCAACAUUGCCAUGUGGGUCUCAUCAGAGAUUUAAUUUUUGGACCGUUGAAAAAUCAUGAAGAUCAAAGUAUUAAGUAGAAACCCAGAUGAAUACAGACGAGAAACAAAGAGAGACAUCCAUAAAGUACAAAGAAAUUAUGACCCGAAAUUGCACCCAUUUGAAGCUCCUAGAGAAUAUGUUAGAGCACUAAAUGCAACAAAAUUAGAAAGAGUGUUUGCUAAGCCAUUUAUUGGAGCACUAGAUGGACAUAGAGAUGGAGUAAACUGUUUGUGUAAACAUCCUACAUCUCUGAGCUUUUUGCUCUCAGGAGCUUGUGAUGGAGAGGUACGUGUUUGGAACUUAGCCAAGAGAAAUUGUGUCGCAACAAUUCAAGCCCAUGAAGGCGUAGUCCAGGGAAUGUGCUUUCAUCCGGAUGGGAGAAGUUUCCUGACUUGUGGUUUGGAUAAAGUAGUCAAGCAAUGGGGAAUCUCAGAAGAAUGUACUAUUAAUGAGGAACCCAUAAACACAAUACUUGGGAAGAGUGUGUUCCAGUACAUGGACCAUCACCAGUCAGAGAAUAUUUUUGCUACCUGUGGUCAGCAGGUAGACAUCUGGAAGGAGGACCGAUCGGAGCCGGUCAGAAGCUUCACUUGGGGGGUGGACAGUACUCACCAUGUCAAGUUCAACCCCAUUGAGACAAACCUGCUGGGAGCAUGUGCAUCAGACCGUAGUAUUCUGUUGUAUGAUCUGAGGGGAUCUACUCCACUACGAAAGGUGAUUUUGUCUCUGAAGUCCAAUGCAAUAGCCUGGAAUCCCAUGGAAUCUUUCGUAUUCACAGCAGCUAGUGAAGAUUAUAAUUUGUACACAUUUGAUAUGAGAAAGCUCUCAGCUCCCAUCAUGAUGCAUAUGGACCAUGUAGCUGCUGUGAUGGAUGUGGACUACUCUCCCACUGGAAAAGAAUUAGUGUCGGCUGGAUAUGACAAGUGUCUGAGGAUAUUCAGUGUUGACACCAGUCGCAGCAGGGAAAUUUACCACACCAAAAGAAUGCAGAGGGUACGGGUUGUGCAGUGGUCUCUAGACAACAAAUACAUCAUCUCAGGCUCCGAUGAAAUGAACAUACGUGUGUGGAAGGCCAGGGCCUCUGAAAAACUUGGAAUGCUGUCGACAAGAGAGAAAGCCUCCAUGAACUACAAUGAGAAACUGAAGGAGAAAUUCAUUCAUCACCCACAAAUCCGGAGGAUAGCGCGGCACCGACAUGUCCCCAGACAGAUCUACAGCCUGUCCAAGGAGAUGAGGAUCAUGAAGGAGUCACGCAAACGAAAGGAAUCUAACAAGAGGAGACACAGCAAACCAGGAGCGGUUCCUUACGUACCAGAGAGGAAGAAGGCCAUUGUGAAAGAAGUGGAGUAAAAAGAGCUGAUGACUGUCUCCAUCUCAUAUUAAAGAAAACUCGGAAGAAAAUGUGUUCACUUGAUUGUUACUGAAUUCAUUAAUUUUAAAAAUAUUUUGCGG
Molecule: messenger RNA, 1630 nt
Organism: Magallana angulata
Lineage: Eukaryota; Metazoa; Mollusca; Bivalvia; Ostreida; Ostreidae
Product: DDB1- and CUL4-associated factor 13-like
Exons: 12
Coding region: 194-1528 (444 amino acids)
Biological process (GO): maturation of SSU-rRNA from tricistronic rRNA transcript (SSU-rRNA, 5.8S rRNA, LSU-rRNA)
Cellular component (GO): small-subunit processome; nucleolus
Molecular function (GO): protein binding
Source: RefSeq, a predicted model, not a curated record